CGGUGCCGGUGCCAGUGCCCGCGCCAGCGAAGCGGAGGAGGCCGGCGCCCUAGGCGGGGCAAAAUUCCUCCCAGCGCAGCGAGGACCGGAGGGCAAGGCCAGCGCGCGCCGGCGGGCUUGCGUCCGGGGCACAGACGCGACGGGCCCGCACGGGGCGGGGACCGCGCGCGGCUGCUGGGCCUGCGGCUGUGGGGCGGCCAAGAGCGCUGGCGACCACUGAAGAUCCUGGGGGCCUUCGGGGUCCGGGCUGCGCCUGUGCCCGCGGGAAGGCCGGGCGCUGCCCACACACAGCCCCUGCUCCAGGCCAGCUCCGCAGGGAGACUACCGGGGCGGUGGUAGGUGGGCGGGGCCGGGUCGGGGGCUGCCGUGGGCUGCCGACAGGCAGCGCGCAGGGCAGCCCUCGGCAGACGGCCAAUGGCGGCGGCGCUCUGGGCGCGGGGGGCGACUCGGCGCUUGUUGGCGGCGCUGCAAGGCCAGAGCCUACGGCUCGCGGCUGUGCCUCCGCCACUUGCCCCUUGGCUUUACACCUCCGCCGAAGCCUACGAACUUGCCAACCGGAAACAAAUGAGAACGAAUUUUGUUCAACUACAAAAGGCAGAUGUGAAAAAUAGUUGCAGAACAAUUCGGUGCCCGCCGCCGCCGCUCGCUGUGCUGAGGACGGACGGCGCUGCGGGCCCGGCUGCCUAUGGCGACUCCCUGUUCGCGCUUCACUCCAAGGGGAGCCCACAGAGAUUUUGGAGGAGUUAUUAAUAAAUUGUCUUUUUUUGGUGA
Macaca mulatta (Rhesus monkey) is the source of this 771-nucleotide messenger RNA. Lineage: Eukaryota; Metazoa; Chordata; Mammalia; Primates; Cercopithecidae. The record is from RefSeq and is a predicted model, not a curated record.